UCACGGACUGUGCUGAGCUUCUGUGUUACACACAGGGAUUAUAAUGCCUUCUUUCAUUCACCCCAUAACUCCAUCUGACCUUCGAGCUGUGACUAAUCCAAUUAGUACAAAAAGAGGGGGGCUCACCAAAUCAUACAAUGGGUGCUACUGCUCAGUAAGCAAAAAACUUGCUAUACAAGGUCUCUUCAAGGACCAUCCAGACACAAAGUCCUACUUCAGUCAUAUGGACGUGACUCCCGGCAGUCUGGAUCUGAAGACACAUGGAGGGAAGAUCAUGGACGCCACUUAUGAUGCACUGAAGAACUACGGAAAUCUUCAUGAGAACUUGGCCAAACUCCGGGAGCUGCACACGACAAAGCUGAAACUCAAUGUGGACACCAUCAAGCUCCUGUGUACGUCUCUGGUGCCGGUCAUAGUCAAGCAUUGCUCUACAGCCGACAGCUCUGCCUGUGAGAAGUUCCUCAAUGAAGUUGCUAAAAACCUGAUUGAGGCCUAAAUGAAGAAGCUGAAGACCAGGAGGAUGUGUACCAGGAAUAUCUAUGUUCUGUCAUGAUUCGUAUAAUAAAUAUUUGC
This is a messenger RNA of Hyla sarda, 573 nucleotides long. RefSeq names its product hemoglobin heart muscle subunit alpha-type-like. Gene Ontology annotation, cellular component: hemoglobin complex; haptoglobin-hemoglobin complex; blood microparticle. The transcript has 4 exons. Gene Ontology annotation, biological process: hydrogen peroxide catabolic process; oxygen transport. The coding region runs from base 44 to 496 and encodes 150 amino acids. The record is from RefSeq and is a predicted model, not a curated record. NCBI's taxonomy places the organism in Eukaryota, Metazoa, Chordata, Amphibia, Anura, Hylidae. Gene Ontology annotation, molecular function: oxygen carrier activity; organic acid binding; oxygen binding.